Naumovozyma castellii is the source of this 732-nucleotide messenger RNA. Its product is annotated as C2H2-type zinc finger protein. The transcript has a single exon. The record is from RefSeq and is a predicted model, not a curated record. Lineage: Eukaryota; Fungi; Ascomycota; Saccharomycetes; Saccharomycetales; Saccharomycetaceae. The coding region runs from base 1 to 732 and encodes 243 amino acids.
AUGUCUCCACCGAGGAAUAGGAGACAAGUCAAGAGGAAGAAAAAGAAAAAUUUUAAAUGCACUGGGUUCGGAGACUGUCACAUGGCAUUCUCCAGAAUGGAACAUUUGGCAAGACAUAUAAGGAAACACACGGGUGAAAAACCAUUUAAAUGUGACGUGUGUCUCAAAUGCUUUAGCAGGCUCGAUAAUUUAAAACAACAUCGGUUAUCUGUUCAUUUGAAAAUUAUAAAUAUGGCGGAAUUACCGCCAACUUCUAUCGAUUUCAUUCAUAAACAAGAUUCAGUGAAAAUCCCCACCACUCCCUCCUACUCACACGAAAAUGCAAACGCAAGCGCAAGCACCAUACCGUACCACAAUGAUAACAAUAUCGGUCGAGCAGUACCGUCUUUACCUAUAACUACAAUAUUUCCAACAAAUAUUGGUAACAGAUUAAUAAGACAGAGACCGUAUUUGUUGCCACCUGUGAACAUUUCCAACCAACCAGCACCAAUUAAUGUCAUCUCACGUCACUCUCCACUCAAACUAUCAUACACCAUGAAUCCAGAUUUCCAAUCCAGAAACAACAACAAUAAUAAUGUUAGCAAUAGCACCGUUCCACCAAAUGCACCGCCGCCGCCACCGCAAGCACCACCGACAGUAACCACCAGCGAAAAGAAGGAAACACCAGUGAGUCCCAAACUAACCAGAGAAUCCAGAUUAAGCGUGGACUAUAUCAUUAGCGAUGAUGGAUGA